AUGACCGAUUACCUGUCGGAUCCUUCAUCGGAACAUCCUCCAAGCUCUUCUCUACAAUCUAAAAGAGGGUCCCAGAUAUACCAGCAGCACACAGCCAUUCUCCAAAAGCUAGAAACAUUGAAGGAAAUUGUUGAAAAGUCAAAGGGACGUGAUGAAAGACACAACAUCUUUGAGCGGAGCCAAUUCUAUGGCGUCCUUCUUGGAUUACUACCUGACAUUCUUUUGUUGAUAGAAGAUGGUUGGUCUCAGAUCAGACCGAUCCCACAGAAUGCUAUGUUCCGGAGCACCUUCGAAGGCAUUCGCGACCUCCGUUUGCGAUGGGCGCUUUGGCAGGAAGACGCCUUUCAGCUUGAAACCGAAGCUGGCAGCUGGGCAAGUACAGUAGAGUUCAAACGCUCCACGUUGUGCGAAGUUGUACUACAUAAAUUGAGUGAUAUACGACAUGGGCUGAAAGCGGUCACCUCAGAGCUUUCCUUGAAUUGUUGCAGGUUACAGUUCGUUCUCCCAUUACAUUUCUUAGCUGUGCAGGAUUCGACAGUAAAGGUGGACACGUACCUGCCGCCUGAUUCCUCGUCGAUUGCAAAAUAUGUCGGGGACAUGUCUCCCGCCAUUACAGAUCUGUUUGACAUUCUCCCUGUGCUGAAAGAAUAUGAUUCUGCUAGCUCCGAUAGUGAGCUUGCCACGUUCCGUGCUCACCUGCUUUCGAUCAAACAGUCAAUCCUUCAAGACUCGGCGAAAGUGGAACGCAAGAGCGUGCAGCAACAGUCUAUUCCUCUCCGGGACAAGGACGAUUUUCCGGUUCGGGAGCAUAAUGACCGUCGUUCCUGCGAGCCUCCAUUGGUUUUUCAGAAACCACUAGAGGAGUCAAUGCUCGAAGAUCUGGAAGCCUGUCUCCGGAUCCUCGACAACAUACACGGGUUGAGGAUGGAUAGCGAUGAGGAGUCUUCCGUUGCGAUAGCGGGGCAGCGUUCUGUCGCUACAGCGGAGGAUGGACAAACGCACAGAGAUGUAGAAAGGCUCUAUGAGCACUAUACCUUCACGCCGCGCGAGAAUUGGCGGGUGGCAAGUAGGGUGAAGAUUCCUGAGUCACAAGAAGAAUCACGGGCUGUGGUUGCUGAGGGCAAUCAAAACACCUCAGUGGUUGAAAUCAUGAAGAACAUGAGCCCAGUUUGCCGAGCUCAGAUUGAUCGAUUAUUAGAUGAGAAGAAUCUUGCGGAAAGCCGAGCUCGGAUUAAUCGAUUAUCAGAUGAGAAGAAUCUUGCGGAAAGGAGCAAAUUUUAUCUCUGGUACUGCGUUUUCAUCAACCCUCCUGCGCCAAGGGAUAUGUAUGUCGACGUUGAGCGAAUCCAACAAUACAUGCACCUGGAAGUCAUUAUUGCUCGGGAUAUACUACCUGAGCCUAUUUCCCCAGAAAGUAGCAAGCCAUUCCUUGGAAAGAUCUCAGAUAUAAGCGCGCCACUCAAACCUAAGGAGAAUUCCAGAGGACGACAUGUCCCACGAAGAUACGAGCGACCGCUCGCUGAGAUUACAAGAAAUCCGCAGGGCAAUAAGGCUCUCAUCGAAGAAAUGAAGGACGGCUGGCUUCGCCCCCUCGAGAGACUUAAAGAAGAUUAUGAAGCCGACAAGUUCCACGGAAGAACAAGGGACAGCUCGCUUCAUCACUGGAAAUUACAAGAAAUCUGCAGGGACAUUGAGCCCCUCUUUGAAGAAAUGAGGGACCGUUCGCUUCACCAUCUUGAGGGAUUUGAAGAAAACUGUAGCGUCCGGAGAUUUGAAGAAAUCAUCAGGGACAAUGAGUCCCUCUUUGGAGAAAUGAGUGACCGCUUGCUUCGUCAUCUUAAGACAUUUGAAGAAAACUGUAAAGCCGGGGAGUUCUUCCCUAAAGAAACAAAGGAUCGCUACCUUCAUGUUCCAAGAUUUCGAGAAAUCUACGAGAUUCAUAGGGUUCUCUUUCCGAGCAUGUGCUACCACUUGCUUUAUAGUCUUAAGGGAUUUAUACAUACCUCUAAGGACGAUGAUUACCUCUUCCAACCAUUGAUCGACUCCUCGCUUCGCCGACUUGCAAAGAGAGUUGAAGAAACCCUUCCGAGCAACAAGCCACCCAUUGAAGAGCGGAAAAAUAUCAGCGAGCCCCCUCAAUCUAAGGAGACAUCCAUUGAAAGCGCCAUAUUUCAGAAGGUGAUUAAUGUCACAAACCAAGGUUUGCCGAUGCGGACGACGAAAACCACACAUUAUCGGGCUCACAAUAAUCCAUUCUUCUUCGAUGACAACGAUGUAGUUAUUUCCUAUGCUAAGGAUGAAAUCUAA
Molecule: messenger RNA, 2307 nt
Organism: Endocarpon pusillum Z07020
Lineage: Eukaryota; Fungi; Ascomycota; Eurotiomycetes; Verrucariales; Verrucariaceae
Exons: 3
Coding region: 1-2307 (768 amino acids)
Source: RefSeq, a predicted model, not a curated record